AGCCAAGCGAUCACGUGACUUUGUAUAUCACCUGACUGUGAGGGUUCUCCUCGCUGUUCCCGGAGCUAAAUUAUAGGAUACUCAUUACGAAUUUGUGUCACUUGUUUUUACGUUUCCUUGUGCGUUAAGGUUAAAACGCAUUUUAAAUACAGCUAGUUUUUGUUUAUGCGGGUGAAGGAAAUCUGCUAGUUUUGUUAGCUAGUUAGCCACUAGCUAACUACCUUUGGUAUGUCGCUAUUCUCCACCCUUUAGAAAUUUAAUGGGACUUAUCUAAAUUCAUUAUUUCGUUUUGAAAGACGUGAGUUAAUUAUGUCUUCAAUUCUCGAUGAGUAUGAGGACUCUCAGAACCUGAGACAAGGUUCUCAGCCGCACACCCGGCUAUCUCCUGCUAACAUCGGCCUAACGCAUUCAGGCUUCGUGAAUGUUAGACUCGAAGAAGAGAAGCCAAUAUUUACCAAACAGAGGAUCGAUUUUGCUCCACCUGAGAAGAUAAACCAUUUGGCAGUCUGCAGCAACCAGCUGUGCAUGAGUCUGGGAAAGGACACUUUGUUAAGGCAUGAUUUGGCCAAACCAGAUCAGCCUAAUCAGAUUGAACUAGGAAGGAAAGAUGACAGCAAAGUUCACAGGUUGUUCUUGGAUCCAACAGGCUUUCAUCUACUGAUCAGCCUGAGCACCAGCGAGUGUCUGUACCUCAACAGGAACACCCAGAAGGUUCGCAGUCUGUCCCGAUGGAGAGGCCACCUCAUCGAGAGUGUGGGCUGGAACAAGCUGCUGGGCAAUGAGACCAGCACAGGACCCAUCCUGGUUGGCACCAGUCAGGGCAUCAUCUUUGAGGCUGAGAUCUCCGUAAUCGAGGGAAGUCUGUUCAACACCAAUCCGGACCAGUACUUUAGACAGGUUCACUCCUUGGAGGAGGAUGGCAGACCUGCACCAGUCUGCUGCUUGGAGGUCGAGCGAGGUCCAGAAAACAAAUAUUUCAUCAUAGCAACCACCCGCAAACGGCUGUUUCAGUUUGUGGGUAAAGUAGCUGAAGGGUCCGAGCAGCAAGGCUUUAGCUCCAUCUUCAACCAGAACCAGGACCUGCUUCCCAGUUUUCAGGAGUUCCCUGCCAAUAUGGGGUACAGCGAGAUCACGUUCUACACAGCGAAGCUGCGGAGCGUCCCCAGUGCAUUCGCCUGGAUGAUGGGAAACGGGGUUCUGUAUGGUCAGCUGGACUACAUCAGGCCUGAUUCCCUUCUGAGUGACGUUCAGGUUUGGGAGUACACUCCGGACAUCGACAUUAUUCACGACAAACCCCAUUCCAUCGUGCUGACGCAGUUUCACUUCCUGCUCCUGCUCCGUGACCGAGUUAAGGCCAUCUGCACACUGAAUGGACAGGUGGUGUACGAGGACGUGUUCCCAGACAAAUUUGGCUCCCUCAAACGGAUGAUCAAAGAUCCCGUGGGUGGGUUGGUGUGGAUCUACACAGAACGGGCUGUUUUCCGCUAUCACAUCCAGCGCGAGGCCAGGGAUGUGUGGCAGAUGUACAUGAGCAUGAAUAAGUUCGAUCUGGCCAAAGAGUACUGCCGUGACCGGCCCGAGUGCACGGACAUGGUGCUGGCUAGAGAGGCUGAGCACUGCUUCCAGAACAAGCGCUACCUGGAGAGUGCCAAGUGCUACGCGCUGACGCAGAACUACUUUGAAGAGAUCGCGCUGAAGUUUAUCGAAGCCAAGCAGGAGGAGGCCUUGAAGGAGUUUUUACUGAAGAAACUGGACAACCUGAAACCCACUGAGAGAACGCAGAUCACCUUGCUGGUCACCUGGUUGGUCGAACUCUACCUGAACGGCCUCGGGCAGCUGGAGAGCGACGGAAACACCGUCAUCUUCCAGGAAACGCGAGAGGAGUUCCGCAACUUCCUGAGCAGCUCCAAACACAGGGACUGCCUGUACAACAACCGUAGCACCACCUACGACCUGCUGGCCAGCCACGGCAACGUGGACGACAUGGUUUACUUCUCCGUCAUCAUGCAGGACUACGAGAGAGUGAUAUCUCACUACUGCCAGAAUGACAACUUCACCGCAGCUCUGGACGUGCUUGCCAAGCACUGUGAUGAAAAGCUGUUUUACAAGUUCUCCCCCGUGCUCAUGCAGAAUAUUCCCAAAAGCGUUGUGGACGCGUGGAUAAGGAUGGGCAAGAGGCUGGAUCCAAAGAAGCUCAUCCCGGCGCUGAUGAACUAUAGCCAGAUGGGAAACACCCAGCAGAUCAACGAAACCAUCCGUUACAUGGAGUUCUGCGUGUACGAGCUGAACGUGACGGAGGAGGCCAUUCAUAACUACCUGCUGUCGCUUUAUGCCAAGUACAAGCCAGACUCUUUGUUGUGGUACCUGGAACAGGCGGGCACACACCCCUCGGAGAUCCACUAUGACCUGAAGUAUGCCCUCAGGCUGUGUGCAGAGCACGGCUACCUCCAGGCAUGCGUUCUGGUGUACAGGAUCAUGGAGCUGUAUGAGGAGGCAGUGGAUCUAGCUUUACAAGUGGACGUAGACUUGGCCAAGAGAUGCGCUGACCUGCCCGAGGACGACGAGGAGGUGAGGAAAAAACUUUGGCUGAAGAUCGCCAGGCAUGUGGUGCAGGAGGAGAAAGAUGUGAAGAAAGCCAUGAACUGUCUGUCCAGCUGCAACCUGCUCAAGAUCGAAGACAUCCUGCCUUUCUUUCCCGACUUUGUCACCAUUGACCACUUUAAGGAGGCCAUUUGCAGUUCCCUGGAGGAGUACAACAAGCACAUCGACGAUCUGAAACAGGAAAUGGAGGAGGCCACAGAGAGCGCUAAAAGAAUCAGAGAAGACAUCCAGGAAAUGAGGAACAAGUAUGGUGUUGUGGAUUCCCAAGAAAAGUGUGCUUCGUGUGACUUCCCAUUGCUCAACAGAUCCUUUUAUUUGUUUCUGUGUGGACACGCGUUUCACUAUGACUGCCUGUUCCAGGAAGUGACGCCUCAUUUAUCAGCCUUCAAGCAGAAUCGCCUUGAAGAGCUUCAGAAAAAGCUGGCUGCAACAGCGCAGUCCACUAAAUCUCGCCACCGCCCUGCGCUAAAGGAAGAAGGAGACACUUCCAGCCUGGGGAAGGGCUCUAUGGGAGCAAGUCGUGAGCAAAUAAUAUCGGACAUCGAUGACAUUGUUGCGGCUGAGUGCGCUUACUGCGGCGAACUAAUGAUCAAGUCCAUCGACAAGCCAUUCAUUGAUCCGCAGAAGUUUGAACAAGAAAAAUCCAGCUGGCUGUGAUCAGAGUGGGGUCAGAGGAAAGUGCAUCAGUCAUGUGACCAACCCAUUCAGUGGAAACAGUCACAUGAUGGCCUGUUGGAAGUGCCUAUUUCUGAAUCCUGCUCAUUUUGCUGUUGGUUUUUGAAGCUGAUGAAAUGAAUUUGCACUUUGAGUGGAAGUAUUUACAAUGAACAGCACACUUGGUAAAUGAAUUUGAUGCAGAGAACUGGUCCAAUUCAGUGUGAAAAUGUCAAAUAUUUCCAGAACUAUAAUGCAUCCAUGUGCUUGAAUGUCUGAUGAUUCUGUAAAUGUAACUACACUAAACCUGUUAUUUAACAGCAUCAGCUUGGGUAGCUUUACUGCCACCUUGAUAACAUAACAUGCACAUGUAUGCUCUUUGCUGAGUUUGGUAUGUACUUAUUUAACAGUUCAAGUAAAACAAUUGCAGUUUUUUCCACAAUAAAGACAUUUUGC
Nothobranchius furzeri (turquoise killifish) is the source of this 3711-nucleotide messenger RNA. NCBI's taxonomy places the organism in Eukaryota, Metazoa, Chordata, Actinopteri, Cyprinodontiformes, Nothobranchiidae. The record is from RefSeq and is a predicted model, not a curated record.